Messenger RNA from Linepithema humile (Argentine ant), 1504 nucleotides. RefSeq names its product probable protein phosphatase 2C T23F11.1. Gene Ontology annotation, molecular function: protein serine/threonine phosphatase activity; cation binding. Gene Ontology annotation, biological process: protein dephosphorylation. The record is from RefSeq and is a predicted model, not a curated record. Lineage: Eukaryota; Metazoa; Arthropoda; Insecta; Hymenoptera; Formicidae.
UCUCCAUUUUGUCAUCACUAAUGUGACGUCGUGUCACAAAAAAACGACUAACAACGUGACGUCAUCAAUCCAAAUCAGCUGUUGAUCUCGGUCGAUGUCAGCUCACGAAGGGCCGCCUUGACGUUGUGCGUAUUAUUUCUCAAGAUCGGACAGAAAAUACUGAAAAGCAGAACGUAGGGCGGAAUUGACGACAAAUCGGCCGGCCGAUUCAGUGCGCAGCUUUGUACGUCUCUGUCUGGAAAGUUGUUAUGAAACCAAAAUGAAGUGAAAGGUGCUCAAAUUUGGAGUCUUAGGGCAACGACGACGAGGACGACGACGUUAUCGCGAAGGCUUCAUAUUAAGAGAGGAAAAUGGGACAGACUCUUAGCGAGCCGGUAACGAAGAAAAAAUCGACCUGCUGUCGGGACAACAACUAUCGAGUGGGUAGCUCCUGCAUGCAGGGAUGGCGUAUUAAAAUGGAAGAUUCUCACGUGCACAUACUCUCCUUACCCAGUGAUCCAGACACUGCUUUCUUCGCUGUUUAUGAUGGACAUGGAGGUGCAGCCAUGGCGCAGCAUGCUGGAAAACAUCUCCAUGAAUAUAUAACCAAAAGGAGUGAGUAUCAAGCGGGUGACAUCGUCGAAGGCAUACAGCAGGGCUUUCUGGAGCUGGACAAGGCGAUGCAGAAUAAUGCCGCGCUCAGGGACGAACACGCGGGGACCACCGUCAUAGCGCUUCUGAUCAAAGACAACAUUUUGUAUAGCGCUAAUGCAGGCGACAGCAGAGCAGUAGCGUGCGUCAACGGCGAGACAGUGCCGCUCAGUCGCGAUCACAAGCCCACGUUGAAGGACGAGCGUAAGCGAAUCGAGGCAGCGGGUGGUUUCGUCGAGUAUAAAAGGGUGAACGGCAAUCUGGCGCUGUCCCGUGCGCUCGGCGAUUUCAUAUUUAAGCGAAACGACCGCAAGCCACCGCAAGAACAAAUUGUGACCGCCUUUCCCGAAGUGCAACAGUUUCCCGUCAACGAGGACUGGGAGUUCGUUAUACUGGCAUGCGACGGCAUCUGGGAUGUAAUGACCAGCGGAGAGGUCGUGGAGUUCGUGAGGACGCGUCUAGCUCAGACGAAACUCGGCGAUGGAGAGUCACAUCAGAACGUCACGAUACAUCCCGAGGAGAUCUGCGAGGAGUUGCUGAACUGUUGCCUGGCGCCCGACGCUCUCAUGGGCACCGGCUGCGACAACAUGACAGUGAUACUCGUGUGCUUUCUCCAUGGCAAGCCGUGUUCGCAGUUGAUCUUGCGUUGCCAAAAACCACCACCGAGUAUAGAUUCAUAACUGCUUUAGAUUUUAAAGAUAUUUUAAUCGUUUAUUAUGUAAAUUACUGCAAGUAUUUUACUUUCGUCUCGGUGUACCUUUCGACUUUUUAUAUAGAUAUUUGUUACGUAAUGUAUUGCACAAUACAUCGGCUCUGUUACAAAGAUGACCAGAGAUAUAUUUAUAAAAUACAUCGUAUUUAUAUUUUCACUCUA